This is a messenger RNA of Nanorana parkeri, 661 nucleotides long. RefSeq names its product type 2 lactosamine alpha-2,3-sialyltransferase-like. Gene Ontology annotation, molecular function: beta-galactoside alpha-2,3-sialyltransferase activity. Gene Ontology annotation, biological process: glycolipid biosynthetic process. Lineage: Eukaryota; Metazoa; Chordata; Amphibia; Anura; Dicroglossidae. Bases 35 to 376 code for a protein of 113 amino acids. The record is from RefSeq and is a predicted model, not a curated record. The transcript is spliced from 4 exons.
AGUGAGCACAUAUGGAUUUUGGAGGAAGCCUGCUAUGAACUUGAUCUAUCAUCCUCAUCAGCUGAGAGUCCUCAACCCUUUCAUCCUUCGCCAGGUUUCACAGACUCUACUGAAUUUUCCCACCAUCUUUCCAAAGACAGAAAAACCAAAACAUCCCACAACUGGAAUGAUUGCCAUCACGUUGGCAUUCCAUAUGUGUAAUGAAGUCCAUAUAGCAGGAUUUAAAUACAACUUGACAUCUUUAAAUAGUUCGCUUCACUAUUAUGGAAAUGAGACCAUGUCUGCAAUGGCUCAGAAUGAAUAUCACAAUAUCUCAGCAGAACAAAUGUUGCUUAGUGACCUUAUUGAACAGAAAACUGUUACAAACUUGACGUAAACCACGGAGAAUCCCGGGAGUUUACUGUUGCCAAAAAUAAAUUCCUAAUGUACAGUAUUCAUAUUUUUAUAUAUUUGGAUUUAUUUUAAACCAUGGAAGUAUUUUGCCGCCUUUGAAAACUCUUGAAAAGUGUUUCGUUGGCCGCGGGAGGACCUCUGCCCACCGGAUUGUUGGUCACUACUUGGCGAGUCUGAACGUUACAUGUGUGCCUCUGUUGUAAAGAGAAACCUGGGACUGUGCUGGCGGUGGGUGAACCUCAAGUGAAUGUACAGUACUUCCCAUUAG